Malassezia globosa CBS 7966 is the source of this 2655-nucleotide messenger RNA. RefSeq lists its product as uncharacterized. Gene Ontology annotation, molecular function: phosphoribosyl-ATP diphosphatase activity; NAD binding; histidinol dehydrogenase activity. Bases 1 to 2655 code for a protein of 884 amino acids. The transcript has a single exon. The record is from RefSeq and is a predicted model, not a curated record. Lineage: Eukaryota; Fungi; Basidiomycota; Malasseziomycetes; Malasseziales; Malasseziaceae. Gene Ontology annotation, biological process: L-histidine biosynthetic process. Gene Ontology annotation, cellular component: cytoplasm; cytosol.
AUGCUGCAGCAGUCGACGCCUCUGGUGCCGUGCUUGAGUGCAGCGCAAGCGGCGGACCUAGUUUCCUGGACGUCCACAGAUGUUGCAAGGGCUAUUAAGUACACAGCGCCCCUCAUUGUGCCGAUGGAUGUGGCAUCAAAAGUGACAUGUACUCACGCGACAAUUGUUGAGUGCACGGACGCUACAACCUAUGAUCAAGCCAUCGACGCAUUGAAUGGCGGUGCGGAAGGUGUGGUGAUUCGGACCGACCAAGCGCCUCUUCUCGCCGAACUAGGCGCAGAUAUGGUUGCAUCCCGCGCGAUUGUCGCCGUCGCCGAUGGCCAGGAUGUGCCAGCACAUCUUCAACCGGCCGGUGUUCUUGUCGAAUGUGAGCAUAUUCCCUCAGAAAAGUCACUCCAAAAGUAUCUUAAGUCGAUGGAAACGAGUGUAAGCGGGCGAAACGUGUACGUGCGUGCACCUUUCGAGACGCUCGAACACAUUCGUGGAGUGGCCCAACAGGGUGCGACAGCUGUUGUUGGUACGAGCCAGCUAUGUAUGGACCAGAGCCGUGACUUGGACUAUGUUGAUGCCCUUUUGUGCAUGAUCCAGAGCGACCGUGCUGAUGGCCUGUAUCCGACGCUCGUUGUGUCUGACACUUGCUCAGCGUCGCUGGGCCUGGUGUACUCCUCGGUUGAGUCUGUGCGUGCAUCGCUUACCACCGGCUCCGCCCAUUACCAGUCUCGUAAACGCGGACUCUGGCAUAAGGGGGCAACAAGUGGCGCAACACAACGCGUUGUGCAGAUCCGUUUGGACUGUGAUCAGGACGCUCUGGAAUACCGCGUGGAACAGCAUGCGGGCGAGCGGUCAGUUGGGUUUUGCCACUUGGUCGACCGCGACUCAUGCUUUGGCGGUCUUGGUGGUCUUGCAAAGCUGGAAAAAACCCUGCGUGCGCGCAAGCAGUCGGCGCCCCCUGGCUCGUACACGGCGCGUCUCUUCGGUGAUCCGAAGCUGCUUAGCGCCAAGAUCCGUGAGGAAGCCCAGGAACUGAUUGAUGCCCAGGAACAUGAGCAUAUCGCGUUUGAGGCAGCGGACCUCUUGUACUUUGUGCUCGCACGAUGCAUUGGCGCAGGUGUAGGCCUCGCAGACAUUGAGCGGUCGUUGGAUGCUAAGAGCAAAAAAGUGACACGACGCAAGGGUGACGCAAAGCCAGCGUACUCGCAAGCAAUGCCAGCCAAGGCCCCACCUGCGCCUGCAACACAGCUUGACGCAUCUGCCCCCAUUUGCUUGCCAGUGCACAAGCUUAGCGAAACAUCCGCUGACAAACAGAGCGAGCUCCUGCGUCGUCCGGCCAUACGUACGAAUGAGGUGAUGGAUCGUGUGCGUCCGAUCCUUGCUGCUGUGAAAGAGCGUGGCGACGACGCCGUCCUGUCGUACACUGCGCAGUUCGACCGUGUACAGCUGUCAAGCGCAGUACGUCUUCCGCCGUUCCAAAGCAGCAGUGAUCGGCAGGCAAUGGAUCCACGUGUGCGAGAGGCUAUCGAUGUCGCUUACGCAAACAUCCGGCGCUUCCAUGAGGCACAAAAGGCUCCUGUCAAGACUACGUCGCGUUCAUCGCACGCGGCGUGGGCACCUGGUGAAGACGUGAUGGAAAUUACAUCCAUGCCAGGCGUCGUCUGCACACGCUUUCCACGUGCCAUUGAGCGUGUAGGCAUAUACGUGCCAGGUGGCAGCGCGGUGCUACCCUCGACGGCAUUGAUGCUGGGAGUGCCUGCGCAGGUCGCUGGUUGCUCAACGAUUGUGCUGGCAACGCCGCCUCGGUCUGACGGCUCCAUUGCGCCGGAGGUAUUGUACGUCGCUGACAAGGUGCAAGCAUCGUGUAUUGUGUGUGCUGGUGGCGCACAGGCCGUGGGUGCCAUGGCGUAUGGCACAGAGAGCGUGCCUAAAGUGGACAAAAUUGCAGGACCUGGCAACCAGUAUGUGACGGCAGCAAAGAUGCUUGUGCAAAACGAAGUUGAUGCGCAAGUUUCUAUUGACAUGCCGGCAGGGCCAUCAGAAGUGCUAGUCGUCGCGGAUGAGAGCGCAGAACCCGUGUUCGUUGCGUCAGAUUUGCUAUCGCAGGCAGAGCAUGGACCCGACUCGCAGGUGGUCCUGGUGGGCAUUGAUCUGAGCGACGCCAAGCUCCAGGCCAUUGAGACCGAGGUCGACCGACAAGCGCGUGCAUUACCACGAGUCGAUGUCGUGCGCCAAGCCAUUGACAAGAGUGUCACGAUGUUGGUCAACACGCGUGAAGAGGCCAUCACGUGGAGCAAUCGGUACGCACCUGAGCACCUGAUCUUGCACACGACAGAGCCCGAGCAACUCGUGCCGCUAGUCCAGCAUGCAGGCAGCGUUUUCGUGGGGGCAUGGAGUCCCGAGAGCUGCGGUGACUAUGCAUCAGGCACCAAUCACACACUACCGACGUAUGGCUUUGCUCGGCAGUACGGCGGCGUGUCGACGUCGACCUUCCAAAAAUACAUCACCGCUCAGACUCUCGACGCCGAUGGCUUGCGGAAACUUGGACCCCAUGUUAUUGCACUGGCUGAGUGUGAGGGUCUUGAGGCGCAUGCGAAUGCCGUGCGCGUGCGUUUGCAGCAGCUUUCGCCGUCGUCGUUGCCGUCCACAUCUUCCUCAUCAUGA